Messenger RNA from Galeopterus variegatus (Sunda flying lemur), 2241 nucleotides. It is a transcript of the gene VAMP2, whose product is annotated as vesicle-associated membrane protein 2 (synaptobrevin 2). Gene Ontology annotation, biological process: vesicle fusion; vesicle-mediated transport; SNARE complex assembly. Gene Ontology annotation, molecular function: SNAP receptor activity; syntaxin-1 binding. The transcript has 5 exons. The record is from RefSeq and is a predicted model, not a curated record. Gene Ontology annotation, cellular component: plasma membrane; SNARE complex. The coding region runs from base 1 to 537 and encodes 178 amino acids. NCBI's taxonomy places the organism in Eukaryota, Metazoa, Chordata, Mammalia, Dermoptera, Cynocephalidae.
AUGGCCGCAGGGGGAGCGGACCCAGCGUCCGCCUGCCCCGCCCCUGUCGUCGCGGCCGUCAGUCAUUUUGGGGCGACCCCGGACCGCGUCUGUGAGAGGGACAGCGGAUGGACAGGUGGAUGGGCGGAGCCCUUGCUGCGGGGCCGCAGGCUCCAGACCCUGGGUCUUAAUCCCUCCCUGCUUCUCAGGUCUGCUACCGCUGCCACUGCCCCCACUGCCGUCCCGGCUGGGGAUGGUGGCCCCCCUGCACCCCCUCCAAACCUCACCAGUAACAGGAGACUGCAGCAGACCCAAGCCCAGGUGGAUGAGGUGGUGGACAUCAUGAGGGUGAACGUGGACAAGGUCCUGGAGCGGGACCAGAAACUAUCGGAGCUGGAUGACCGCGCGGAUGCACUCCAGGCGGGGGCCUCCCAGUUUGAAACAAGUGCAGCCAAGCUCAAGCGCAAAUACUGGUGGAAAAACCUCAAGAUGAUGAUCAUCUUGGGAGUGAUUUGCGCCAUCGUCCUUAUCAUCAUCAUCGUUUACUUCAGCACUUAAAUCCCCGAGGAGUCUGCCCUGCCUAGAGAAGGGCCUCUCCCCCACCCCCAGCCGUUCCUCCACCUCUCAGCCAUAUCUUUCAGCCCCUCCCCCCUGGAUCCGUAUGUGUGUGUGUGUCCCUGUGUGUGUGCCCCUUUGUAAAUAGCCAGCUGUUAUUUAUACAUAUAUAAUAUUAUAUAUAUUUGGUCUGUUUGUAGUUUUAUUACUAGGAGAUUUUUCCGGUUGUCCUUAACAUCCCUUCCUGAGGUUCCCAUCACCUCCUCUCUUUCCCUCCUUCCCUUUCCCUGUCUUCCCAACCAGUCCCAAGUCCCUUCAUUUGCAUCUGCUAUGCAAUAGUCCCUCUCCUCUCCUCCUCCUCCUUCCCUUGGAUUUAGCCGAUCCUCCCUCCCAUCCUGGCCUUCCUCUCCCCACCCUCCAUAAGCUCCACUCUCCCCUACCCCCACCACCCCAAAAAACGAAAAGCGCCUGUCCAGGCCUCCUUAGGUGCAUCUUCUUUGCAUCCAUUGGGAGUCUCUGAGACUGGCCUCACUUCGUCCUAAGAAUCCCAAGGUCUUCUGGGAGCUUCCAGCAUGCUAAUUAGCAUAUCAUUUGCAUAUCAGCAUCCCUUUUGGUUUCCUUCUUUUUUCCCCAUCACUCUUCUCUCAACCUGUGUUUCUUUUUUACUGAGGAGUUAGUUCCCAUUGGUCCUUGUAUCACACUUUCAUUUGCACGACAUUACUUGCAGGUGGUGGGGAGACUGGGCUCUUGGGGAAUCAGGCUGCUCUGACCCCCAGAAUUGCCCCCUCCUAGCCCCUCUAGUCCAGUUUGCCUCCCAUGUCUCCAUUUUCCAAACCCCUUGUACCUUCCUUUCCCUCCCCUCAGCUGGUGUGUAAGUGUCUUGGAGUUAAGUGUGUUUUGAUGGACCAAUAAUUCUUCCACUCGGGUCUCUCCCCACAUUCCCGCUCCCCAGUUUUCAUGUGGGGCACUCAACUGACAUUUCCAUGGGAUCUCCCUCCCUCCCAUCUGCCUGAUCUGCUGCCUCCUCCCACGAGGAGAGUUGGGGGUUGGCCACAAUCUGAUCUCUUUUGGGAGGGGUGGCUGCCAGUGUGAGGGGGGUCAUCACUGCCUUGGGGAGGAGUGGGGCAAAGCAGAGAAUCCCCCCAAUUCCUGCCUGAAAUCUCUGGCCUCACACCCACUAAGGGUUGGACUGAAAACCCUCUUCCCCUAUUUGGGGGGUGUUGCCCCCAUCACUGCCCAGCUCCUCUGACUGCUCCCCCCUGAAUUCAGGGUGGGGGUACUAGUCACUGCCAAUGUGUGUGUGGGACUUGCUGGGAGACGGGGGUCCUUGGCCCUCUCCAGGGCUGUUGAGCCCAAAGAGAGAGCUGUCCCCUCAUUGGGUGAAGUGAUAGAGGAAGGGUCUAAUAUCUUUUUAAAUGGCACAAUUUUAAGGGUCUGAGGGUGCAGUCCCUUAACCUGCCACUGGAGGGGGGCCCCUCAAACUCUUUCUUCCCCCCACACUUGAGGUGUUCUGUGUGGAGGGGGAGCAGGGAGAUCUAAACUGUGGUGUGAAAGGGUAGGAGAGAUGCUGGGGGUGGGGGUGCUGUGUUUUAGACCCCCUAUAUUAUCCCAGUGUCCCCUGCCCCCCUUCUUCCCCCACCCCAUGCCCCCGAUUCUGUGGCGCAUCCAGAUUGUGAAAAUGUACAAUAAAUGUGUAAUGAGUAACCA